Molecule: messenger RNA, 951 nt
Organism: Closterium sp. NIES-65
Lineage: Eukaryota; Viridiplantae; Streptophyta; Zygnematophyceae; Desmidiales; Closteriaceae
Source: the annotation of a GenBank genome assembly
AUGGCUACCCCUAGUGUCCUCGCUUUUGACGCUGAGGGUCGGGCCAUUGACUUUGAGGUCUGGGUAGAUGACCUGCAGUUGUUCUUACAGUGCAAUAGGGCAGACGGCCUCUCUCUCUUUGACCUCACCUUUGGCGCUUCCCCUGCCCCUGCUGCUGAUGCUGACGCCAUUGUACGCUCCCAGUGGGCCACGCGCGACGCUGCUGCACGUCUUGCUGUGCGUCGCCACCUCCCUACCUCCGAGCGUGCGCACUUUAGCCAGUACAAGAGUGCUCAGACCUUAGUAGUCAGGGACCACUUCCUCGCUGUGUGCCCCACCACUCUCACCAUUGACCUCCUCGAGAAGUCCCUCCUGUCGGCAGAGAAGAGCAUAGUCGCUGUAGGAGCCUCUCGUGGUGACCCCCGCACCCCUGUCUUUGAGGGGUGUUCUCCCUCCCCCCUCUUGCCCUCUGUUGCUUCUGCUGCUGCGGCCGACCUCGUUGGUUUCGAGUCGGUCGGCGCUGCGUGUGCCCCUUCGGGGAAGCGCCGCGCAGGCAAGGGCAAGGGGGGCAAGGGCGCUGGAGGAGCUGGCGGGGGCGGUGGAGGUGGCGGUGGAGGCGGCGGAGGGAGUGGGGGUGGUGGUGGGAGUGGUGGAGGAGAUGGGGGUACCGGUGGCACCAGUGGGGGCGGAGGCGGAGGGAGCGGAGGAGGCGGUGGUAGCGGUGGCGGCGGUAGUGGCGGAGGCGGCGGUGGUGGCGGAGGCGGCGGAGGCGGAGGAGGAGGCGGUGGAGCUGGUCACGGGUCUACGCAGAGGAGUGGCUCCGGUGGUGGUCCGCGCCACCAGCAGCAGCGUGGUCAUGAGACCCUGUCCCCUCAGCAGCUCCGUGAGUGGUACACUGCACGCCAGCGGGGUGGGGGUUUUGGUCCGUGCACCUACGUCCUGCGCACCGGCGACCGUGCGGGGCGAGAGUAG